This is a messenger RNA of Lytechinus variegatus (green sea urchin), 2988 nucleotides long. RefSeq names its product macoilin-like. The transcript is spliced from 11 exons. The record is from RefSeq and is a predicted model, not a curated record. Gene Ontology annotation, biological process: chemotaxis; neuronal signal transduction. Gene Ontology annotation, molecular function: microtubule binding. Lineage: Eukaryota; Metazoa; Echinodermata; Echinoidea; Temnopleuroida; Toxopneustidae. Gene Ontology annotation, cellular component: nuclear membrane; rough endoplasmic reticulum membrane. Bases 337 to 2610 code for a protein of 757 amino acids.
UGCGCUAUGCUUAUCCCAUGAACCUGUGCUGGAAAAAAUAUGUAAAAGAGCCCACUGUCGACCGAAUCACUACCUUACCCACAGCCGUAACUAACCCCGGAGUUGUGGCGUGCUAACUAGCAGUGGGUUGCCUAUUUUGCAGCUGCAGAUAUCUCGCUCGGACUGGCAUCUUCGGACAUGUUUACGUGACGUGCGCCGAGAACGCGCGGUGAGCGUUGUACAUGUAGCGCAGUGUAAAGAUUUCGAUGAACGAAGGUGAAAGUUAUUGUUGAAAAAAUAACCCUAAUUUCUCUCUAAUUUGUACUAACUUCUCACAAGCUGGGCUCUAUCGGGAAUAUGAAGAGGCGAACUGCCGACUGCGGCAGACCAAGACGUCCUGUGAAACGUACGAAGAUCACGGAGGGUAUUUACGGCAGUAGUACUUUCCUCUACCUGAAAUUUCUUGGAAUAUGGGGCUUUGUUCUGCUGCUUGAUUUUCUUCUGGAGUUCCGCUUUGAGUAUCUGUGGCCCGUCUGGCUCCUCCUGAGAAGCAUCUACGACUCCUACAAGUACCAAGGCCUGGCCUUUUCGGUGUUCUUCAUUUUCAUUGCCUUUACUUCGGACAUGAUUUGCCUGCUAUUCAUCCCGGUGCACUGGCUGUUCUUUGCAGCCAGUACCUAUGUGUGGGUCCAGUUUGUUUGGCAUACUGAUCGAGGCAUCUGUUUACCAACGGUAGCGUUAUGGUUGCUGUUUGUUUACAUUGAAGCGUCAGUGAGACUCAGAGGGUUAAGAUCAGUGGUUCCAUUUCAUCUGGAUCUAUGCAGGCCUUUCGCUGCUCACUGUAUUGGCUAUCCGGUAGUAACGCUAGGGUUCAACUUCAAAAGUUAUGUGAGCUAUCGUAUGAGGCUAAGGAAGCAGAAAGAAGUUCAAAAAGAGAAUGAUUUUUAUAUGCAGCUUCUGCAGCAGGCACUGCCACCAGAGCAACAAGCGGCCAAUGGGGUCGCAGUCACUCCUGCUGAAAAACCUGCUAAAGCUGUUAGUAAAAAGCCUGAUGAGCCUGUCGCGAACGGAGUUGCCGGUAAAAAGGAAUCACCGAGUAGCAAGCAACCAAAGAACCAUCCUGCGGGGGACGGAGGGGGAGGGGGUAACGAGAGAAGCAAUGUGACUAAAGACAGCCGCAAUAAACAUGUCGGAGCAAACAAUGCCAGUACGCAUGCCAAGUCCACGUCGACUUCUCAACAGGACGGCAAUUUCAUGGACACAAAGACUUGUCAACUCUCAUCCUCCUCCUCCUCCUCUUCUUCAACUUCAUCAUCAUCGUCGUCGACGACGAGCAAUCACUCCGUCAACGAGUUUGACAACAUGAAGGAAAAUCUUGCCAAUGAGCAGACGCAAGCCAAGAAUCUGAAGCAGAUUUCGGUUGGGUCGUCGACACGGCAGCGCAACCCUUCACCCGUGAUGAAAGAAAACAGUUCGUCGGGGCAGGGGAGUAAAAAGCCCAAGCCGCUGCCUUCCAAGCUAGAAAAUAAAGAUAAGGACACUAACGUGAAUGCAGAGCAAGCAAGAACGAUAAAUAGCAACAAUCAGCAAGUAAAAACGGAUCCUUCAAAGUAUACUAUAGCAAGGUUGGAGUCUGAUAUAAAGAAGCUGAAGGCUGACCUUCAAGCCAGCCGUCAGGUAGAGAGUGAUCUUAGAAACCAAGUCAACAGUCUUUUAGCUGAUGAACUGCAGGAUAAAGAGGUCUUGGAUCAGUAUAAAAAAGAUAAUGAAUCUCUUCAAAAUAGAUUGCAUAACCUGGUGACCCAGAAGCAGCAGGACAAGCAGAAUAUAAGUCAGCUUGAGAAGAAAGUGAAGCAGGAAAGGGAUGGUAGAACAUCCCUUGAGAACCUCCUCAAAGAAGAACGAAAGAAUAGAAAAGCUGAAGAAUCCUGUAGGCAAUAUUCUCAUGCUGGUGGUGUAGAUGAGUGCACAGAAAACUGUCGUAUGAGACGCCAAGACCAGGAAAGCGAGAUUCAGCAUUUAUUGAAAGAAACAAGAGACAAAGGGGAUAAAUUAAGGGAUUUAGAACAAAAGAUUGAGCUCCGGGAGCGUCAGGAAAUCCAGAGUAACAACGAGAGGCUGAUGAAUGCCCUGGUUGCCAUGCAAGACAAAACAGCUCAGCUGGAAAAUAGUCUUAGUGCAGAAACCAGACUUAAACUAGAUCUCUUCUCAGCUCUGGGUGAUACAAGGCGACAGGUUGAAAUUGCUCAUAGUCAAUUACAUCACAAGGAUGUUGAGAUUCGUGAGUUAAAGUCCACCAUAGCUGACCUGAUGGCCGUGAUGCCCAUGUCCAACUACCCCGCAUCCUCCAGCUCUGGCAGUGCAGUGGCCUCCCCGCGGUACUCGGUCAACUUCUGCAGCCCGCGCCAGCCACAGCCCGACGAGAGCACCCCUCCAACAGUGGUCACCAAGCCCAUGGCUGGGGUUUCCCCUCUCGUCCAGCAACAACCACCACAACCACCUCAGCCCCAACCGCAGCAGCGCUCCAACCCAGGGACACCUCCCCCUGGGGCGCAGUCGCAGGGUACUUCCCCCGCGAAGACAUCGGUGCUCGACCCAAACGCAGCCGUCUACAGACCUAAGAGUAAUUAGAGUAUAGAGAAAGGGAGAACAGAUUUAAAAAUACAGAAUUUUCUUGCCAAGGUGUUCUUUAGUCAUGUUGUGAUGCUUCAUUUUCGCUUGCUUAUCAAUGUCGGUGUUCAUUGUUUGUAACAUAGCUCACAUAGAUCACAGUCUACGGAAACCAUUUUACAUAAACACAUUGCAAAUGUGUGUUGCCUCAUGAAUCAUCCAAAAAUUCUAGAGUAUGCUGGUAUGGUCAUUUCCUACUUACCAUACCAAUUCAUCAUACAACAUUUAUUUCACCCAUUGGAUUUAAAAGUUUUCAGUAUACUACAACAGGGCUCUAUAGUGGUUACACUUCGUAAUUCUGAAGGUUCAUAAUUCCGAAGGCUCUUUCUUUGGAAGGUU